ACCAAGGCUUAUUAAUGGAUUUAGAUUCGCUACUUAUUUCAAAUGAAUUUUUACAGUCUAAUAGUGAGCCAUCAGAUAUUGAUAAAUUAUCCAACAAAUAUAAAGUGUCUAAUAAUUAUGAAGCCAACAAUUAUGAAGUUUCUGAUAAUCACGAAACAAUGGAUAAUAAAUAUUUAAAUAAUAAAUUAGCAGAACUGGCUAGUUAUCCGGAUGUACUUGAAAUUUUGAGGUUUCAAGAUUUAAGAGAAUUCUUUUCACUUUCUAGUAUUCAGGAAAACCUAUCGCAUAAAAGGUAUCCAUGUUCCGGUUUAUAUGGAGAGAAACAUCUCAAAUAUAUUGAACGAAUUGGUGGUUUUACACUCUUCGGUGGAGCUCCACCCGUAAAAAAAUUAGCACAAGAACUUUUUCUACUCAAGUUUAUAGAAAAAACAAAAUUCUCUUACUCUAAGCUUAGAUCUAAUCAAUCCAAAAGACUUAAUAAUGAAUUAUCAGCAAGAUCUAAAUGGAAAAUAGAUCAGAAAUGUUUAUGUAUAUGUAGUUCAGAAUGUGAAACCUAUACCGAUCAAAUUGGGCGAGUGUGUGCAAAAUGUUUUUUACUAACGAAAGAUCAAGUUUUUAAGAAUGCCCUUUCUAAACUUAUAUCCAACCCGGAAAAUCGACAUUAUACACCCAAAUCAUAUUUUAAAGGCAAACCGCUUUUAAAAUUUCUUGGAAAUUUAGAUAUAAAAGAUCUUUGGACUUCGGUUUCUUAUUCUAAUGAAAAUAAUACAGUACUGUUUUGGUUAAAAUUAGCUGAAAAGGGUGUUCAAAAUAUGAAAUAUUCUGAAGAGAUUACCAAUUUUAUAGCUAUACUUUCUAGUUUAAGUCUAAAAGCCUAUGAUUUUUUUUGA
Messenger RNA from Racocetra fulgida, 890 nucleotides. Lineage: Eukaryota; Fungi; Glomeromycota; Glomeromycetes; Diversisporales; Gigasporaceae. The record is from the annotation of a GenBank genome assembly.